This is a messenger RNA of Spodoptera frugiperda (fall armyworm), 2318 nucleotides long. Its product is annotated as ecdysone oxidase-like. The record is from RefSeq and is a predicted model, not a curated record. Gene Ontology annotation, molecular function: flavin adenine dinucleotide binding; ecdysone oxidase activity. The coding region runs from base 277 to 2133 and encodes 618 amino acids. The transcript has 4 exons. Lineage: Eukaryota; Metazoa; Arthropoda; Insecta; Lepidoptera; Noctuidae.
UAAAGACGUAAUGCGACCGAAUCUUGAGGCUGAAAGCAAGUCUAAUAGAAACGAAUUUUCAUAAAAUGUGUGACUAAAUUAAAGUCCGAUUCAGUCACAGCUAACUUAAUACGAAAAUAGUUUAUAAUUUGCAAUCUGGUCGCAUUUUCUUCAUGAGACUGAUUGUAUAAAAUCAACUUUGCUUAGUACAUUUUUAUUAGACAGAGUAAAGUCUUGUCCAGCUCAAAAUUUUAUUUAUUUUUAUGAAGUUAUUCAUCAGUUAAACAUUUUUUUUCCAUGAUGGAUUGUUUUAGUUACAAUUCAUCAUGUGCGACUCCGUCGGCUGGGGUAGCUCCAGGACUGUUUAUGUCGGCUAUCCAAUAUAUAGCUGCAUUACAAUGUGGUGUGACAGAAGGCUUAAUACCAGAUUCCGUGGGACUGGAGACUGGAGAAAACUUUGACUUCAUAAUCGUGGGAGCUGGAACUGCUGGCAGUGUGUUGGCGAACAGAUUGAGCGCUGAAUCAGAAUGGAAUGUUUUACUGAUCGAGGCUGGUGAUGAUGCUCCAAUUGAAGCUGAUAUCCCAAACCUGCAUACAUCGUAUUAUGGCUCAAGUUUCGAUUGGAAUUACACGACGGUUCCUAAUGGCAGAACAAACUUAGCUAACAUAGAUGGUUCUAUAACAUGGCCACGUGGUAAAAUGAUGGGUGGAAGUAGUAAUAUGAACGCCAUGAUCUACGUACAAGGAAAUGACCAAGACUAUCAAAACUGGUUUGACCUCGGUAACCCAGAAUGGAGUGUCGAAGAAGUCCGUCGGUGUUUUAGGAAAGCAGAAAGUUUACAAGAUAUGAACAUGUUGAAGAAUCGUCAAAUUUCCAAACAUUAUGGGCAUGACGGACCAUUAGUCAUAAAUUCAUUUAAUUUUACUUAUCCACAUGUUACAAAGAAAAUAUUGUCAGUUUGGAACAAAAUAGGCAUUAAGAAUGUGCCCGAUUAUAAUGUCGCAAACGCAUUAGGAUCUGGUCUCAUGAGAGCCACAGCUGCUUCUGGAGAAAGACAAAGUCACAAUAAGGCUUAUUUAAACCCGAUUCUUGGAAGGAAAAACCUAAAAAUUUUGAAAAAUAGCUUAGUGACAAAAUUGUUAUUUAAGAAUAAUUCUACAACUGUUCAUGGAGUUGAGGUAGAACGUGACUCAAAAACAUUGAAAUUUUAUGCUACAAAGGAAGUUAUUGUAAGUGCGGGUACUGUAAACUCACCCAAGCUAUUGAUGCUGUCUGGUAUUGGACCCAAACAACAUCUCACUUCUAAGGAAAUCCCAGUUAUAGUUGAUUCUCCAAUGGUAGGACAAAACUUACAGGAUCACGUUAUGAUUCCCGUCAUGAUAUUUUGUGAUGAAACUGGAGAACAAACUGAAGCUGAACAACAAUUUGAUGUCAUUCGCUAUCUUUAUAACCGCACGGGGUAUUUGUCUCAUAGCCCUCUUGUAAAUACUCUAUCAUUUUACUCUGAAAAUUCAAAAGCCACUUAUCCCAUGUUCCAAAAUCAUGUUGUAUUGUUAUGGAAAAAUAGUAGCUUUAUUGAACAAAUUUUAAACUCCUGGUUCCGGUACAAAUCCCAAGUAUCAGAACCACUGAUUGAACUUAACAAAAAACAUUCAACUUACAUGUUCACGUUUCAUCUUUUACAUCCUCAAUCAAGAGGGAGUAUUUAUUUAAAAUCGAACGAUCCACAAGAUGAUCCAAUAAUAGACCCGAACUAUUUCAGUGAUCCGAUAGAUUUAGAAUUAGCAGCAACUGGAAUUAGAAAGCUGACUAAAGUAUUGAACACAUCAGAGUUCAGAGCAAUAAAGGCAUUUUUAGCAAGAAUGGAAUGGCCACCAUGUGAUGUUUACGAAUUAGACAGUAGAGAUUAUUGGAAGUGUGUUUGUUUGGAGAUGGCCUAUACCGUAUAUCAUCCGGUAGGAACAUGUCAUAUGGGACCAGAUCCAAAGAAAUCAGUAGUAAAUAGUCGAUUGAAAGUCCAUGGAGUCCGAAACCUUCGUGUGAUAGAUGCCAGCAUCAUGCCAACACUGACCAGUGGUAACACUAACGGUCCAACUGGAAUGAUUGGAGAAAGAGGAGCAGAGUUAAUACUGGAAGACUACAACAAAUUGUGAUUUAUUUCUAAGUACAAACGAAUCACAAUUUAUAAACCUGUGUGGUAUUCAUUUCAUAUUCAUUUAUUGCCUUAUGUCUAUCCAUAUAAAUCGAAGAUUCUCUUGUCCUAUGCAUCACAAUAUAUCGAUUGUAACAGACUUGACAAAUGAAAUAAACUAAUGGUGUAAUUGUAAUAAUUAUUUAU